CCUGACUCUUACUGAACCAGCUAAAAGCUUCUUAGGUUUCAUUGUUGAGAUUGUGAGGAUGUCUAGUGGUAGAAACACUCAUUGGUGCCACAGAUGCCAACGUGGCGUCUACCUACGUGGUCCAGACUCUCUCUGUACCUAUUGUGGAGGAGGUUUUGUCGAAGAAAUCGAUGUAACACCCUUAGAUAAUACGCUUAGAGGAGCUCCAAGAGAUGUUGUUGUUGAGCGUGGUCCAACAUAUGACCUCAUGGAAGCUUUCUCAGUUUUCAUGAGAAGCCGUUUAGCUGAAAGAAGCCACGACAGUCCAAGAAUCACCUCUAGUGGUCGUUCUGAAAGCUUCUCAAGUAUAGCUCCUUUCUUGAUCUUCGGUGGUGGCCAAGCUAAUAACAACACAUCACCUGGUAUUGGCCUCACACGUGGCGGUAACAACAACACUAGCGCUGGUGACUAUUUUUACGGACCAGGUCUUGAAGAAUUGAUUGAGCAGCUUUCUACUACUACUACUCAUCAUAGAGGUCCACCACCUGCGGCUAAAUCAUCUAUCGAUGCGUUACCAACAGUUAAGAUCACGCAGAAGCAUCUCAAGUCGUUGGAUUCUCAUUGUCCGGUUUGUAAAGAUGAGUUUGAGUUGAAGUCUGAAGUGAAACAGAUGCCGUGUAAACAUGUUUAUCAUUCUGAUUGUAUUGUUCCCUGGCUGGUUCAGCAUAACACGUGUCCUGUUUGUCGUAAAGAGUUGCCGUCGAGAGGGACUUCUUCAAGUACAGAGAGUGAUCAGAGUAGAAGCAGUGGGAAUAGAAGGAGGAACAUUCUCUCUAGUCUUUGGCCGUUUCGGUCUUCUAGCUCAAGCUCGACGCAGAACAGGAGAGAUGCUAACAACAUAGCUACUGUAGAAGAAGGAGGGCAGUAUAGUUAUAAUCAUCACCAGCAACAGUAUCAUCAACAAGAAUCUAAUGUGGGUUAUAGUGGUUGGCCUUUUGACUAUUAAAAGGGUAAAUUGAAAAACUUAACUUUUUGUUAAGGCUUUUUAUUUCACUUUGGUCUUGUUCUGUUUCACUUUGGUCAUUGUUUACUGGUAGAUCUUAUGUUUCUUUGGAUUAUGGUUUAUCAACUUUGUGUUUUUUAA
Molecule: messenger RNA, 1123 nt
Organism: Eruca vesicaria subsp. sativa (arugula)
Lineage: Eukaryota; Viridiplantae; Streptophyta; Magnoliopsida; Brassicales; Brassicaceae
Source: the annotation of a GenBank genome assembly